GCGGGAGAUAGUUUGGCCAAAUGCUGAUAUGGAAGGCUACACCUACGGAGAUUGUAAGCGCUACGUCGGAUGGAUUUCCAUGGAGCUCAUCAUCAACGUGGUGGACACCUCCGACUCGGCGCCAUUCUUCAAUAAGAAAAGCUUCAAAGCUGUCGUAUCUGAAGACUCACGGGUAGGGUCGCGAUUGCUCCAAGUGAAAGCGGACGUUGACGGAGAUAGUCCCUUGAAGUAUUCUCUAGAGGUCGAUUCGGGACCGACAGAUCUUCUCGAGAUUGACGACGAAGGCUUCAUAAAGAAUAAGGAUAGGCUCGACUUUGAGAGUUAUCGAAAGUUGGAGGGCCGAGUUAUUGCAACGGAUAAGGACGGAAACAACGCGAGCACUAACUUUACAAUUCUUCUCACUGAUGCUAACGAUAACAGGUACUGCCUCUUAACACUGUUUCUACUGAUAACUCCACCCCUAACCUCAACCUG
Molecule: messenger RNA, 474 nt
Organism: Ostertagia ostertagi
Lineage: Eukaryota; Metazoa; Nematoda; Chromadorea; Rhabditida; Trichostrongylidae
Source: the annotation of a GenBank genome assembly